AAUGGCUGCAGUAAGAAUUGUUCAAAUUCCAACUGAUAAAGUAGGAUUAAUUAUCGGAUUUAAGGGCAGCACACUCAGGUUUAAAAACGACAACGGAACCUACUCCUUGACCAUCAACGGUGUGCACAACAAGGCUGUGGAGAGAGUGGUGGAUGAGGUCGAGAGGAUAUUUGCAGUGAUCAGACACAGCGAGAUAUUCAGUACUCUAUAUUGCUGGAACGGAAAGGCAUAUGAAUCUGCUGAAAUUAAAUUAGAGUUGCACAAUGGUAAAGGGUCACUUCCUCUGAAGGCUCAAGCAUACAAGAUCAAGUCAAUCAGUCCAAGUGUGGCUGGAUCUGUGUUCACUUCAGGAGAAAUCUUUAUGCAAGGCUAUGAUGAUACUAAGGUUGAAAACAUCUUCAAGGAAGCACUCAAUCAGAAAUUGGGUUCCACUACUGAAUUCACCUUCAGGUUUUCUUUGCUUUUAUCCAAUUAUUUGUUGUUUAUUAUCCAAUUGUGGAAGACGAUACCUAGUCGCCUAAAACAAGACCCACAAGAAUGAGAUAGAACGGAUACGGGGCAUUGUACUUUUAAAUCUACACGUGUGAUCUUGAUAUAGACUCAUGUUCUGAACCCUCUAGUAAUAAGUUUAUGCGUUUCAU
This is a messenger RNA of Eurytemora carolleeae, 641 nucleotides long. RefSeq lists its product as uncharacterized. Bases 2 to 541 code for a protein of 179 amino acids. The transcript has 6 exons. NCBI's taxonomy places the organism in Eukaryota, Metazoa, Arthropoda, Copepoda, Calanoida, Temoridae. The record is from RefSeq and is a predicted model, not a curated record.